This is a messenger RNA of Rhineura floridana, 3245 nucleotides long. It is a transcript of the gene ARRDC1, whose product is annotated as arrestin domain containing 1. Gene Ontology annotation, molecular function: ubiquitin protein ligase binding; ubiquitin-like ligase-substrate adaptor activity. The record is from RefSeq and is a predicted model, not a curated record. The transcript is spliced from 8 exons. Lineage: Eukaryota; Metazoa; Chordata; Lepidosauria; Squamata; Rhineuridae. Gene Ontology annotation, biological process: protein transport. Bases 250 to 1524 code for a protein of 424 amino acids. Gene Ontology annotation, cellular component: cytoplasm.
AGGAGACGUCCCUUUAAGGGGCCGGCCAUGCGCAGGCCGUCCCCUGAACGAGCAGGUAGCGAGCGAGCGACAGGAGCCGAGCUGCGGCUUCCGCAGUUUUGCACGGGAAGGCAGAGAGAGAGGAGCGCCGCGUAAAAGCGCAGCAGGCAGCGCCACCCGCGAGCGAACGUCCCAAGCAGCCGAAAAGAGGAGCCCGGAGCCGCAGGAGCAGCAUCAGCGCAAGGCCUCGGCCAUCUGCCCGCCCCGGCGAUGGGGAAGAUCCAGCUUUUUGAAAUCCGCCUGGGCGAGAGCCGCGUCGUCUACAGCCCCGGCGAGCCGCUGGCUGGCACCGUCACCGUCCGCCUCGCUGGAGCGCUCCAGUUUCGCGCUAUCAAGGUGAGCUGCGUCGGUUCCUGUGGGGUAUCCAACAAAAUGAACGACACGGCCUGGACAGUGGAAGAGCAAUACUUCAAUACCACCCUCUCCCUGGCAGAUAAAGGCCUCCUGACAGCAGGGGAGCACACAUUCCCUUUCCAGUUCCUGCUUCCAGCUUCAGUACCCACAUCCUUUGAAGGCCCUUUUGGGAAGGUUUUGCACCAGGUCAAAGCUGUGAUUGAGAUGUCGCGGUUUUCCAAGGACCACAAGUGCAACAAGAUCUUCUAUGUCCUCUGCCCGCUGAACCUGAACGAUAUCCCGGAAAUUGAGCAGCCAAACACAACGUCAAUCACCAAGAAGUUCAGCUACAAGCUCGUGAAAACUGGGAACAUGGUCUUGACAGCCACCACGGACCUCAAGGGCUAUGUGGUAGGGCAGGUCAUCCAGUUGCGGACAGAUAUUGAGAACAAGUCGGGGCGGGACACCGGCACCAUUGUGGCUAGCCUCAUCCAGAAAGUUGCCUAUAAAUCCAAGCGGUGGAUCUACGACUUGAGGACCAUAGCUGAGGUGGAGGGCUCUGCUGUGAAGGCAUGGAAACACGCAGAGUGGAAAGAGCAGAUUCUCGUCCCUGCGCUGCCACAGUCCAUCCUGCAAGGUUGCAGCCUUAUCCAUAUUGACUACUACAUCCAGGUUUCCCUCAAGUCUCCCGAGGUUUCCGUCACCCUCCCGAUCUACAUCGGGAACAUUGCUGUGAACAGGAUCCCUCUCAGCCCGUCCCGGUCGGUCCCCCACAUCCCCUCGCCCGUGGUUCCAAGCGCGCCGCCCGUCGACGAGGAGGGCACUGGCGGCUACCAUCCCAUGGACAACGUCUCCAUCCCCACCAAGAGCCACUCGCAGCAGCAGCAGCCCUUCAGCUACGCGCCGGGCUUGAGCUUCCCGGAAACGAGGCCAGACUCGGAGCAGGGCAGCUCGCCCAGCCACCCCACGCUUUGCCUCUCGACUGGAGCGACGGUCCCUUACUACGCUGAAGGGACGGUGGUUCCGGUCCCCACCGCCAGCAACCUCAUCCUGCCUCCAGAGUACAGCACCUGGGGAUACCCGUAUGAGGCACCCCCUUCCUACGAACAAAGUUGCAGCAGCGCAACCUCCAGCCUGAGCAACGGCAACUAGACUUGGGUUCGGGUGUUGACGUCCGGCCUGCCGAGCUGGGGGAGAGGACAGGACAAAGCAUUGCCUGGAAAGGGGGCUCUUCCCCCAGACUCCCCGGCAACCAUUUUCCAGGCCAUGGAUGCCCUGCACACAGAUCUCUGUCUUUGUGCUGUACAGUCCAUCACCUUACUUGCUGCUUUAUUCUCUGAGCACCCAUGAUGCCUUAUCUUUCAAUGUGUGUGGAAGGAUGUGGGGUGCGCAUGAAUCAUGUUCUCUCUCUACGUGUGCGCGAUGGAGAAUGUACCUAUGUAUAUAUUUUGAGUGCCACCUCUUACCCACUGUGUGCUAACUGGAAAAAUGGGUCUGAACUUUUACUUUUCUUUUUAAAAAAUAUAUACAUAGGUGUAUAUGAGGACUAACAGUUUUUCUGCUGGGCACCCAGUGAUUCGAGGCCAGUGUGCCCUCUUGUAGCAGGUCGCCCUCUGGAGAGCAGUGCAAGUACUGUAGGAGAGCUGCUAUCAACAUUCCUUCUUAUGUAGGGUGACUGUGAGUUUUCCCUCCUGGGAAGUUUAAAAAAUGUGGGCAUAGCACAUCUGGUUUUGAAGCGACGUAGCACCCUUCUCUGCCAACAUUCACUCUUUGGCAGUCAUGCAUGCUGCCUAAACUCAGCGCAUGUAAGUGAAAAGAGUUCCUUCUCCGUCAAGGGGUGUAUGCUCCCCAAAGGUUUUGCAGUGAACAAGAAAAGACACAAGCCUUAUUACCUGCCACCACCUCGAAGGCCUUCUGUCCUUUUGAAUCCUGCAACAUGUCCAGACCGUCCUGGCUGGCCCAGAUCAGCUCCACACAACACCUUGUACUCUGAGUGCUUGUAGUAGCUACUCUUUGACUCCAAGUGCUUGUUGCAGCUACUGUUCUUCUCCCCCCCCCCCCCGGUCUUCACAACCCCUGUAAGCCACAGGCUGGAAAUGACGUGACAAUCACAGUUCUGUCCUAAUGCUACCUCUUGUCUUCACUUUCCCGAGUGGGUCUGGACGGUGGGAAAGAAGGGAGCUUUUCAAAGAAGAAAAGUACUGUUCUGAUUUGUAAAGCAAAGCUCCGGCUGUGUCUCUCCAGAGGUUUGUGGUGGUGAAGUACUUGAUCCGUUGGACAUGGGGACAUGGCAGGCUCCGAGUCUUGUGCUGUUCUCCAUGUUGAGUCCCCCUGCAGCUUUGUAUCUCCUGAUCAAUCAAGGUUGGAGGCUGGCUGGCUAUUCUUGUUUGGGGCUUCUUGCCCCCUCCUUCAAAUAGACUCCCCCCCCCCUCAGCACGGCACCUUCAGAAGUGGGCUAGCCUGUUGCCCAGCGGCUAGCCUUUGCUAUCUUGCUGCUAUGGAACUGCCAACGUCAAAGUCAUUUUAAAGGGUGGCUUUUGGCAUUGUGUGUGCAAGUGUGAUGUUGGGUGUAACGUUUUUCCCUGGAGUCUGAUCUACGAAGCGCCACCUCCUGCGUGCUGAAGCCACCCCCACCCUGUCCGUUCUGUCACUUCCUGAGCUCCUUAGAGUUGCUGGGGGGGCGGGGCAGAGGCCAAAUCCAGUAACAUGAACAUGAAACAUUCAUAUUCCUUGCACCAAGUAUUUUUUAUAGGACGAUUGAUCCUUCCCUUUUCCUUUUGUUUAUGUGUCUUUUUUGAUCAGCUUUGUUUUAAUGGUGAAACUUCAAAAACAUAAAUUUUAAUGUAUUUAAUAAAUUAUUCUGAGAACUUGUC